Messenger RNA from Ogataea angusta, 573 nucleotides. RefSeq lists its product as uncharacterized. The record is from RefSeq and is a predicted model, not a curated record. Gene Ontology annotation, cellular component: mitochondrion. The transcript has a single exon. Lineage: Eukaryota; Fungi; Ascomycota; Pichiomycetes; Pichiales; Pichiaceae. The coding region runs from base 1 to 573 and encodes 190 amino acids. Gene Ontology annotation, molecular function: carbon-nitrogen ligase activity, with glutamine as amido-N-donor.
AUGCUUCCCAUCACCCGGAGACUGACGACGGCACCUCUAAGAACAAUCCAUGUGGGAUUUAGAUUCAAAACUACAGCAGCAUAUGAUAGCGCAAUCCAGGCCCUCAGACAGGACCUGAAAACCAGCAUUCGUAUGAAAGCAGACGUCUUUGAAAGAAACGUGAUCAAAAGCAUCUUGACUGAGGUCAAGAACCUUGAAGUUGCUAACGCCGGGAAAGAUCAAGACGAAUUUCAGCUAUACGAUCUGCUAGCCAAGAUGAUAAACCAGCGGAGAAAAACUGCUGAAGAGUACCUGAAGGAAGGUGCGCCUGAUCGGUUUCAACAAAUGGGGCUGAACGAGCUCAGAGAGAUUCCAUACAUCGAGAAGUAUAUGAAGGAGCUUCCAGUAGCUUCAGAAAGUGAGGUUGAGGCUAAAGUGGAAGCGAUUGCCAAAGAGUUGCAGAAGGGUGAAGGACUAAGUAGUCCAAAGGCAUUGUUCGGGAAAAUUCCUUGGAAGUCCAUCCAGGAAGACUGGCACGCUUCUAGAGCAGCAGUUUCUGCCGUUAUUCCUAAAGUUUACGAAAAAUUGACGUAG